UUGAACAGAUAUUAUUCAGUUUUCAAUAAGACCAUCAUUCGGUAUUUCAUGUGUAUAACGGAACUAACACGCCAAGUAUACUCAUGAUUGUGCUUCAGUCUAGAAAAUCAAAGGAGUAUAUAAAAAAUGAGAGAAUCAGAGCGUGAAUAAUUCCUACUAUUUGGAGAAGGUAAUCUUUUAAAUGAGAUGGCUUUCUUUGUUACAACAAAGCUUGUGCUUUUGCUAGCUUUUCUCUUCCUCGAACACGUAGUGCAGUCCAAGGAGUACAAGAUAAUAGUGGUCAUACUCGUCUUCCUAAGUGCUUUCCUCUUCGCAUUCUUCGUUGUAUGGACAAUGCGGAAUCGACCUCGAAACUCUUUUCAUCUUGGUUAUAUUACUCCGGGUAACAAGGCAACAGAGCGUUCUCAAAAAGGACAGAAGUCCGCCAGCAUCAAGGAACAGCAACAUACAACCCAUACCAACCCGAUAGAGGGCGACCUUGCAAAUUACGUUGAGCUUGACGACGGACUUCCGUUACCAUCCAUAGGAUAUACACCCUCACGUUCAGUGUGUCUACCAUACAUACCAGAGGAAUCCGCUCCGAUUGGUACAGAUGCUUAUGACCAAGGCCAGACCAAUCCCCAGGUUAUGGCGCCAAUUACGUGUCAGACUAUGGCAGAGAUAGAGCCUAGCGGGAAUAGUGGCGAUAUUAAAAUCUGUCUCACGCUCAAGUCUUCAGAUGUCAAGGUCCAGGCAAGCCAGAGAGAGGCGAACGUUACCCGAGCUCACUCCGACCGUCUACCGGUGCGUAACGAGUACAUGACAACGCCAGGCGAUGCUACCCGAAGUGGCGCCGGACCUGCGCGAGAGAGGUCCAUGGAACGAAGCCUUACGGUGCCUCGACUGCACGUGACCACAUCAUCGGACCAAUCAGCGACGGUGAAUUGCAUGACGAUGGGGAAGAACGCGAAUUCGAGCCGUGACCUUGAGCACGAGUACAUGCCUAUGAGAAGUGUAGUAUACACUGACAUGGACAGUGUUGGGUAUGAAUACUAAAAAUUAAAGGCGUUCCAAGCAUGCCCAGUGUUUGCAGGAUAUUGUACGAUUAACUAAAAAUAUAAGGAAUAGUUGAUUGAUAAUGUAUGAAAUAAGAUUCAUUGGUGAAGGCUCUUAUGCUGACAUGCAAAAUGUACAGGACCUACUAACUUACUCGUGAAUUUCAGGCACGUAGUCAGAGUUUGAUGUU
Messenger RNA from Strongylocentrotus purpuratus (purple sea urchin), 1225 nucleotides. RefSeq lists its product as uncharacterized. The transcript is spliced from 5 exons. Bases 187 to 1035 code for a protein of 282 amino acids. The record is from RefSeq and is a predicted model, not a curated record. Lineage: Eukaryota; Metazoa; Echinodermata; Echinoidea; Camarodonta; Strongylocentrotidae.